Molecule: messenger RNA, 3342 nt
Organism: Cylicocyclus nassatus
Lineage: Eukaryota; Metazoa; Nematoda; Chromadorea; Rhabditida; Strongylidae
Source: the annotation of a GenBank genome assembly
CUCUGUCUCAGGUAAAACCCAUCUUAAGAUGGCUCCUCCAGGAGCUUUCGAGAGCCAGAAGAACAAGGAGCAUCGAACCCAUAAAACUGGAGGAAAAGCAACGAAGAUCAAAGAAAAGAAUAAAGUGAAGGGUAACAAUGCCAAAGCAUUCACCUUCAAAUCUGCCGUUGCCGCAGGGAAAGCGAUCAGGAGGGCAGCGGACAUAAAUGAGAAGAAGAAGCAUAUCUUGUAUAUGGACCGGAAGCCGGUCGUUCCACCUCCAAUUAUUGUUGCUAUCGUCGGGCCUAGUAAGGUCGGCAAAACAACACUACUACGUGGUCUUGUGAAGUACUAUCUUAAAAGUGGUUUUGAAGAGUUGAAAGGGCCCGUCACCAUUGUUACUGGAAAGAAGCGAAGAGUGCAGUUCAUAGAAGUCAAGAAUGAUAUCAACCAUAUGAUAGAUGUGGCAAAGAUUGCUGAUUUGGUCCUGCUGAUGGUAGACGCAUCAUAUGGAUUUGAGAUGGAGACUUUUGAAUUCCUAAACAUUUGUCAAGUUCAUGGUAUGCCACGAGUUCUCGGUAUUCUCAACCAUUUGGAUUGCUUGAAGGGUCUGAGUAAAGUGAAUAAGACAAAGAAAAUUAUGAAGCAUAGGUUUUGGACGGAAAUUUAUCAGGGAGCCAAGUUAUUUUAUCUUACGGGAAUGAUUCACAACGAGUACAAAAAGAAUGAGCUGCAUAAUCUGGUUCGCUUCAUAUCAGUUACCAAAUUUCGUCCUCUUAUCUGGAGGGAUGCUCACCCUUACGUUCUCUGUGAUCGAUACGAGGAUAUAACUGAUGCUGAGCUUUUGCGUGAGCAUCCUAAAGCGGAUAGAACCAUUUGUCUUUAUGGCUGGGUUCAUGGAGCACAUUUCAAGAACCACUCAGCAGUACAUAUUCCCGGCGUGGGCGAUCUUCGCGUGAAAGACGUUAGCAGCAUCCCUGAUCCAUGUCCUCUACCGGAACAGUUGAAGAGAAGAGCGCUCAAUCAGCAAGAACGCAUGGUGUAUGCGCCGUUUUCUGGACUUGGCGGUAUUGUUUACGACAAAGAUGCUAUAUACAUUGAAUCGAAAGCUCACAAAAAUAUGGAGAAUAAACGGCACGAAUUAGUGGAAUCUUUGGAGAAUGUGAAAGCUACUAUCAACGAGAAACUCAGCGGAGCUAAGUUGAGAUUGUUGGGAGACUCCGUACCUGUAGAGGAGGAUGAUGAGGAUGAAGAGGAAUCCGAAGCAGGAGAUGAAGAGAUGGAAGUAUCGGAGAACGAGCUGGCUUCCGGGUCAGACCAGGACUUCGAGGAACACAUGGAUGAGGAUGAUGGUGAGGAGUCGCAUCCCUUUGGCAGUGGCGACGAUGAUGAGGACAUGGAGGACGAUGAUGAGUAUGAGGAUGAGCACUUUGGGCAUCGAAGUGUUCGACCAUCAAAUGACUGGGGUGGCUUAGCUCGAAAAGCUCUUGAACAAUUCCGUCCAGAUGAGCAAGUGCGAUUGAAUUGGAUGAAAGUAGUUUAUGGCGAAGAAGAUGAAGCCCCUGUUGUGAAAGAAGAAGAUAUUGCUGAUGGUUUAUUCAAAGUUAGAAAAGCUACGACAAUGCCGUUAUGGCAGCAGGAAGAUGGCAUGUUGUGGCAUCAGUGCGCAUCCACGUCUUAUUCGGCUCCGGAUUGGACUAAUGAAGAAACGAGAAUGUCGAUAGCGGACUGCUUUGUGACUGGCAAUUGGACUGAGGACGACGAAGAAGAGAAAGAGCUGAGAGAAAAUAUGGACGAAGAGAUGGACGAUGAGCCUGAUAUCAAAGAGGAAGAAGAAGAUGAAGACGGAGACAAGAAAAUGUCUGCUGUCGAACGAGCCGAGGCGGCAGCUCAUGAAAGGCGAGCAGAGGAAAAAAUAAAACUAAAGCAGCGAUUUAAUGAUGACUACGACGAAACGUGCAAGCAUUAUAACAAUUUGAAGAAUGAAAUGGAGGAGCAAGCACAACUCAAUAAAAGCAUUUUUGAAGGCAUGGAUGAAGCUGAAAGAGAGAAGCUGGAAGGUUUCCGGGCAGGCCGUUACGUCCGCAUAGAAUUCGAAGAAAUCUCUUGCGAGUUUGUGGAACACUUUGAUCCAACUUCUCCUUACAUUGUGGGAGGUCUUUUGACAGGAGAACAGAAUAUGGGAGUUGUGCAGGUCCGCAUAAAGAGGCACAGAUGGUUUGAAAGAACCUUGAAGUCGCGAGAUCCGUUGAUUAUCAGCUGUGGUUGGCGAAGGUUCCAGAGCCUAGUCAUAUACUCAAUGCAGGAUCAUAAUAUGCGGCAACGAUUUUUAAAAUACACGCCUGAGCAUAUGCAUUGUCAUGCUCAAUUUUGGGGACCUAUCGUUGCACAAAAUACGGGUUUUGUAGCUGUUCAGUCAGUAGCUGACAAGACGCCAGGCUACCGAAUAGUCGCCACUGGUGUUGUGCUAGAUCUCGAAAAAGCCACUCAAGUGGUCAAGAAAUUGAAACUUGUUGGUACACCUGAAAAGGUGUUCAAAAAUUCGGCUUUCAUAAAGGGUAUGUUCAAUACACAAAUGGAAGUCGCAAAGUUCGAAGGUGCAACCAUUAGGACAGUUUCUGGCAUAAGAGGACAAAUCAAGAAAGGGUUGCACGAGCCAGCAGGAGUUUUUCGAGCAACAUUUGAGGAUAAAAUUCUGAUGAGAGACAUUGUUUUCCUGAGAACGUGGAUUUCGGUGCCUAUACCUCGCUUCUAUGCCCCGGUUAUUGAUCAUCUUUUACCUCCUGGAGAGCCAUGGGUUGGAAUGCGUACUGUGGGGAAGAUUCGUUUUGAACUUGGAAUCAAACCAGAACAACGGGAGGACUCGCUCUAUAAGCCCGUAGAGCGUGAAGAAAUGGAGUCAGCUCCCUUGGUCGUCCCAAGUAAGCUUCAACAGAGUCUUCCAUUCAAAUUGAAACCAACUUAUGAGGAGAAAACUAAGGAGCCUAAGGAGGGUGUGAUAGCUCGAAACACUGCGCUGAUACUGGAACCUGAAGAGGCUAAGAGAAAGAGGAUGAUGGAUAUGCUCAGAGUCAUCAACAAAGAUAUCGUCAAGAAACAUGAGGCGGCUCGCCAAAAACAUGCGGCCGAGAAGGCCAAGGAGGAAGCAGAGUUUGAAGCCAAACGAGAAAAGAACAUCAAAGCUAGGAAAAAGGCAAUCUCUCGAGUUCUAACAAAACGCGAGCAAUACAAACUGAAGAAGGCCCUGGGACAGGCAGCCGCAAGCAGCAGUUGAUUGUUUGACAUAUGCUUUGCAGACACCAUCUAAUCUGUUAUUAUUGCUAGUAAAAUAUAUAUUUGUAGUUUGAUGAGAACGCGAAAUAG